AUGACCAACAUUCGUAAAACCCACCCAUUAACCAAAAUUAUCAACAACUCAUUCAUUGAUCUACCUGCUCCAUCAAACAUCUCAGCAUGAUGAAACUUCGGGUCCCUACUCGGAAUCUGCCUAAUUCUUCAAAUUCUUACAGGCUUAUUCUUAGCCAUACACUACACAUCAGACACAGCUACAGCCUUUUCAUCAGUCACUCAUAUUUGCCGAGACGUUAAUUAUGGUUGAAUCAUUCGAUAUAUACACGCAAAUGGAGCUUCCAUAUUCUUUGUUUGCUUGUUCCUACAUGUAGGACGAGGCUUAUAUUAUGGAUCUUAUAUAUUUCCUGAAACAUGAAAUAUUGGUAUCAUCUUACUAUUCACAGUAAUAGCAACAGCAUUCAUAGGUUACGUAUUACCAUGAGGACAAAUAUCAUUUUGAGGUGCAACCGUAAUUACCAAUCUACUCUCAGCUAUCCCAUACAUCGGAACUAAUCUUGUAGAAUGAAUCUGAGGGGGAUUUUCAGUAGACAAAGCCACCUUAACACGAUUCUUCGCCUUUCACUUCAUCCUGCCAUUCGUCAUCUCAGCACUAGCAGCAGUUCACCUAUUAUUCCUCCAUGAAACAGGAUCCAAUAACCCCUCUGGAAUCCCAUCUGAUUCAGACAAAAUCCCCUUUCACCCCUACUAUACCAUUAAAGAUAUCCUAGGCGCCCUAUUCCUCAUUUUAACACUAACACUACUAGUAUUAUUCUCACCUGACCUGUUAGGAGACCCAGACAAUUAUAUUCCUGCUAACCCACUCAACACACCUCCCCAUAUCAAACCUGAAUGGUACUUCCUAUUCGCAUAUGCUAUCCUACGAUCCAUCCCUAAUAAACUAGGAGGAGUACUUGCCUUAGUUUUUUCUAUUCUAGUUCUAGCUAUCAUUCCCCUACUGCACACCUCAAAACAACGAAGCAUGAUAUUCCGCCCACUAAGCCAGUGCUUGUUCUGAUUACUAGUAGCUGAUCUCCUUACACUAACCUGAAUCGGCGGCCAACCAGUAGAACACCCAUUCAUUACUAUCGGCCAAUUAGCUUCAAUCCUCUAUUUCAUAAUCCUCCUAGUCUUCAUGCCAAUCGUCAGUAUUAUUGAAAAUAAUCUAUUAAAAUGAAGA
Molecule: messenger RNA, 1140 nt
Organism: Neogale vison (American mink)
Lineage: Eukaryota; Metazoa; Chordata; Mammalia; Carnivora; Mustelidae
Source: the annotation of a RefSeq genome assembly